Molecule: messenger RNA, 8869 nt
Organism: Quercus robur (English oak)
Lineage: Eukaryota; Viridiplantae; Streptophyta; Magnoliopsida; Fagales; Fagaceae
Product: protein SABRE
Exons: 24
Coding region: 434-8350 (2638 amino acids)
Source: RefSeq, a predicted model, not a curated record
CUGACUGACCGUCCAAAGGCACCGUUGACAAAAUCCACUCCGGUCCCGAGGACACGUUCGCCAUUCCCUUCUCAAUUCUCAUACCACCACGCACGUUUUCCCAAGUACACAAACAAAACACGACUUCCCUUACUCUCACCGCACUAGAUCCAAGCCCCCCACACACGCCCCUUCCCUCACUAGUCAUUUCCAUCAAAAUAACAGUCUCUCUCUCUCUCUUUCUCUCUCUCUCAGUGCCUCUGAUCACAACCUCGCGGAUCGGAUCUCAAUUUUUCCUAUAAAUACACACAGAGACUCCGAUCACUACGCUUCGAAGACUCGGUCUGAUCGGGGCAUAUGAAGUUAUGUGCACAGAACAACGUUUCGCAUUUCACCAGUCUCUGCCGAAAUUCGAUUCUCUGAUCAACUUUUUUCCCGCGCAUUCUCUCGGAAAAUGGCUGCCUCGCCGGUCAAAUUCCUCUUCGGAUUCUUGUUUGUUUCCAUCACAUUGUGGUUGCUCUUCAUCUUUGCUUCCAGGUUGCUGGCAUGGGUUCUAAGCCGGAUUGUGGGAGCAUCUGUUAGAUUUCGGGUUGGUGGAUGGAAAUGUUUACGGGACGUUGUGGUGAAGUUCAACAAGGGUGCUGUUGAAUCUUUAUCUGUUGGUGAAAUUAGACUCAGCUUACGUCAGUCCUUGGUCAAUCUUGGUGUUUCUAAGGAUCCAAAGCUGCAAGUGUUAAUAUGUGACUUAGAAGUUGUAGUGAGGCCUUCAACUACAAGCACAUCAAAGGCUAAAAUUCGAAGACCACGCACCUCAGGAAGGGGGAAGUGGAUGGUUGUUGCUAACAUUGCAAGAUAUUUGUCGGUUUCUGUGACAGAUUUGGUUGUGAAGACACCCAAAGUUACUGUUGAAGUUAAGGAACUGACCGUGGAUAUUUCUAAAGAUGGUGGAUCCAAGCCAAAUCUAGUCGUUAAGCUACAUAUAUUACCUAUUUUUGUUCACAUUGGUGAACCACAGGGUGGUUGUGACCAAGCAUCCAAUUUUAACAGUGGAGGAUACAUUUCCACAGGACAGUCAUCCCUUGCCAUGAUUGAUAGAUCUUCUGCUCCAUUUAGCUGUGAAGAAUUCUCUCUAUCUUGUGAAUUUGGUCAUGAUAGGGAAGUAGGUGUAAUUACCAAGAAUCUGGAUAUUACCAGUGGGGAGGUCACUGUGAAUCUUAAUGAGAAGUUGCUUUCAAAAAGCAAGAGUUCAUCAGACACUUUUUCUCAUUCUGAUAAAGUUAUGGACUCAACUGUUGAUUCUGUGGGUGCUAAAAGUCCACAGAAAAAACAAGCUCUUGUAGGCCUUUCAAAGUACACGUCUAUGUUUCCAGAAAAGGUUUGCUUCGUUUUGCCAAAAUUGGAUGUGAGAUUUGUGCAUCAAGAGCAUGAUCUUGUUGUUGAGAACAACAUCAUGGGCAUUCAACUAAAAAUAAUCAAAUCUCGAUCCAGUGAAGAUGUGGGGGACAGUACACGCCUUGAUGUACAAAUGGAUUUCAGUGAGAUUCACCUGCUCAGAGAAGCUGGUACUUCAGUUUUGGAGAUACUGAAAGUUGAUGUUGUUUCUUUUCUAUACAUACCGAUACAGCCGACCUUGCCUGUUAGAGCUGAAAUUGAUAUUAAACUGGGGGGCACUCAGUGUAACAUUAUAAUGAGUAGAUUAAAGCCGUGGUUACGCCUCCACUACUCAAAAAAGAAAAGAAUGGUGCUUCGGGAGGAAUUGUCGGCUCCUGAAAAGCCUCGAUCUACUGAAUCCAAGGCCAUCAUGUGGACAUGUACAGUCUCAGCCCCUGAGAUGACUAUUGUGCUUUAUAGCAUCAGUGGUGUACCAGUAUAUCAUGGUUGCUCACAAUCGUCACAUGUGUUCGCAAAUAACAUAUCAAAUACGGGAACUGCGGUACAGAUGGAACUUGGUGAAAUAAAUUUGCACAUGGCUGAUGAAUAUCAAGAAUGCUUAAAAGAAAGCCUUUUUGGCGUGGAAUCAAAUUCUGGUUCUUUAAUGAACAUUGCAAAGGUUAGUUUGGAUUGGGGCAAGAAGGACAUGGAGAUAUCUGAAGAAGAUGGUCCUAGGUGUAAAUUGGUUCUAUCUGUUGAUGUAACUGGUAUGGGUGUUUACUUAACUUUUAAGCGUCUUGAGUCGCUUAUAUCAACUGCUAUGUCCUUUCAAAAUCUCUUGAAAAAGCUGUCUGCAUCUGGAAAAAGAACAACACACAGUCGGGGAGGGCGUUCAUCCAAAUCAUCAGGGAAAGGGACACGACUCUUGAAAUUUAAUCUUGAGCGGUGUUCUGUAAACUUCUGUGGUGAUGUAGGUUUGGAGAACAUAGCUGUUGCAGAUCCCAAGCGUGUCAAUUAUGGAUCACAGGGUGGUCGAGUUGUCAUCAGUGUCUCAGCUGAUGGAACGCCACGCUGUGCAAAAGUAAUGUCCACAAUUUCUGAAGAAUGCAAAAAGUUGAAAUAUUCUCUCUCUCUUGACAUUUUCCAUUUCAGUUUGUCUGUGAACAAGGAGAAACAAUCCACACAAUUGGAACUUGAAAGGGCCAGAUCUGUUUAUCAGGAAUAUUUGGUGGAACAUAAGCCUGCAACAAAAGUGACAUUGUUUGACAUGCAGAAUGCUAAAUUUGUACGUCGUACUGGUGGUCUGAAAGACAUUGCUGUCUGCUCUCUUUUCAGUGCUACCGAUAUUAUGGUCAGGUGGGAGCCUGACAUACAUCUAUCACUAAUUGAACUUGUUUUGCAAUUGAAGUUGCUGGUACAUAAUCAGAAGCUUCAGAGACAUGCUAAUGAAUCUGUGGAAGAUGUCUCUAGCAUGGGGGAUACUGUGCAUAAGAAAGAAGCCACGACGGAAUCCGGACAUUUAGAUAAGCACUCUAAAAGGGAAUCAAUAUUUGCUGUUGAUGUAGAAAUGUUGCGUAUAUCUGCAGAGGCUGGAGAUGGGGUUGAUGCAAUGGUUCAGGUUCAGUCUAUCUUCUCUGAGAAUGCCCGCAUAGGAGUACUACUGGAAGGGCUUAUGCUUAGUUUCAAUGGGACAAGAGUAUUCAGAAGUAGCCGGAUGCAAAUUUCACGUAUUCCUAGUGCCUCUAUCGAUGCAAAAGCACCAGUAGGCACCACAUGGGAUUGGGUAAUCCAAGGCCUCGAUGUUCAUAUUUGCAUGCCAUACAGGUUGCAAUUGCGUGCCAUUGAUGAUGCCAUUGAGGAUAUGUUGCGUGGUUUGAAGCUUAUAACUGCUGCUAAAACUAAUCUUAUAUUUCCUAUGAAGAAAGAAAGCUCAAAAGCUAAAAAGCCCAGUUCAAUGAGAUUUGGAAGUGUAAAGUUUUGCAUACGCAAGCUAACUGCCGAUAUUGAGGAAGAACCUUUGCAGGGUUGGCUUGAUGAACACUAUCGGCUAAUGAAGAAUGAGGCUUGUGAAUUAGCUGUCAGGUUGAAAUUUCUUGAUGAAUAUAUCUCCAAAGCCAACCAAUGUCCUAAAACAGCUGAAACAAAUGAUUCUGCUCAAGAAAAAAAGACCUACUUUGAUGGAGCAGAGGUUGAUGCACAAAAGCCAUUAGAUUUUCGCCAAAUGGAAGAAGAAAUUUAUAAACAGUCAUUCCGAUCAUAUUACAAGACCUGUCAGAGUCUAGAACCAUCAGAAGGUUCAGGUGCCUGUAGGGAAGGGUUUCAGGCUGGUUUUAAGCCUAGCACCUCCAGAACUUCUCUUCUUUCUAUUUCUGCGACAGAUUUAGAUGUAACCUUGACUAGAAUUGAUGGUGGAGAUACUGGGAUGAUAGAAGUUCUUAAGAAGCUUGAUCCUGUCUGUCUUGAAAAAAAUAUACCAUUUUCUCGACUGUAUGGGAGUAAUAUUCUCUUGCAAACAGGUUCUCUUGUUGUUCAGCUACGAAAUUACACAUUUCCUCUCUUUUCUGCGACUUCUGGUAAAUGUGAAGGUCGUGUUGUGCUAGCACAGCAGGCAACAUGUUUUCAGCCUCAAAUUUACCAAGAUGUCUUUGUUGGGAGAUGGAGAAAGGUGAAUAUGCUUCGUUCAGCUAGUGGUACAACUCCACCAGUGAAAACAUACUCAGAUUUGCCUAUAUAUUUUCAGAAAGCAGAAGUAUCCUUUGGAGUGGGAUAUGAGCCAGCUUUUGCUGAUGUGAGCUAUGCUUUUACUGUGGCUCUUCGCAGGGCUAAUCUAAGCACUAGGAAUGUUAAUUCUAUUCCAACUCAGCCGCCAAAAAAGGAACGGAGCUUACCAUGGUGGGAUGAUGUAAGAAAUUACAUUCAUGGAAAUAUCACCUUAAUCUUUUCUGAAACCAGAUGGAAUGUACUUGCUACUACUGAUCCUUAUGAAAAACUUGACAAACUUCAAAUUAUCUCUAGUUCGAUGAAGAUCCAACAGUCAGACGGUCGUGUUUAUGUUUCAGCAAAGGAUUUUAAGAUGUUGUUGAGCAGUUUGGAGAGUUUGGCAAGCCGUCGUGGUUUAAAACUUCCUAGUGGCGUGUCUGGUCCGUUACUGGAAGCCCCAGCCUUCACUCUCGAAGUUACUAUGGACUGGGAAUGUGAAUCUGGAAAUCCACUUAAUCAUUAUUUAUAUGCACUUCCCAUUGAAGGGGAAGCUCGCGAAAAAGUUUUUGACCCCUUCAGAUCAACUUCUCUGUCCCUCCGGUGGAAUUUCUCUCUUAGACCCCUUCUUUCAUCAUCUGAGAAACAAUCCCCACCUUCCACUUUGGAAGAUAGUGCAGGUGUAGAUGGAACUGUCUAUGGUCCUCCUCAUAAGCUUGAGAAUGUUUCAAAUGUUUCACCAACAUUGAAUAUUGGUGCCCAUGAUCUAGCAUGGAUACUAAAAUUCUGGAGCAUGAAUUAUAUUCCUCCUCACAAAUUGCGUUCCUUCUCUCGCUGGCCUCGUUUUGGAAUUCCAAGAGCUGCCAGAUCAGGGAAUUUGUCAUUGGACAAAGUGAUGACAGAGUUUAUGCUCCGCGUAGAUGCUGCGCCUACUUGUAUGAAACACAUGCCAUUAGAUGAUGAUGACCCGGCCAAAGGACUGACAUUUAAUAUGACAAAGCUGAAGUAUGAACUAUGUUACAGUCGAGGUAAGCAAAAAUAUACUUUCGAAUGCAAGCGUGACCCUCUUGAUCUCGUUUACCAGGGUCUUGACCUUCAUAUGCCUAAGGCAUUCUUAAAUAAAGAAGAUAGCACCAGUGUUGCAAAAGUAGUUCAAAUGACAAGGAAAAGCACCCAAUCUGCAUCCAUGGAUAGAGUUCCCAGUGAUAAAAGUAACUCUGUGACUGGAUGCACCGAGAAGCAUCGUGAUGAUGGAUUUCUGUUAUCAUCUGAUUAUUUCACAAUCAGAAGGCAGGCGCGAAAGGCUGACCCUGCUAGGUUAUUAGCCUGGCAGGAGGCUGGAAGAAGAAAUCUUGAGAUGACUUAUGUCAGAUCUGAGUUUGAAAAUGGGAGUGAGAGUGAUGAGCAUACACGAUCUGACCCAGAUGAUGACGAUGGGUACAAUGUUGUAAUAGCUGACAAUUGUCAGCGCAUUUUUGUUUACGGCCUCAAGCUUUUAUGGACUAUUGAGAAUAGAGAUGCCGUUUGGUCCUGGGUUGGUGGCAUAUCCAAGGCAUUUGAACCUCCAAAGCCAUCUCCUUCUCGGCAGUACGCACAGAGGAAGUUACUUGAGGAGAAUCAGCUACAUAGUGGAGUUGGAACACAUCAGGAUGAUGUGCCUAAGCCCCCUUCUAAUAGCCACAGUGCAAGUGUUCCCUCUACUCAAAAUGCUGAGACUUCAUCAUCUCCUUCACAUUCAGUUAAAAUGGAGAACUUGUCAGUUGCUGCUGCUGCAAUGAAAAAAUUAAGCAUGGCUGAUUCUGAGGAGGAUGGUACUCGUCAUUUCAUGGUGAAUGUUAUUGAGCCACAGUUUAAUCUUCACUCGGAAGACGCCAAUGGUAGAUUUCUGCUUGCUGCAGUCAGUGGUCGUGUUUUGGCCCGAUCAUUUCAUUCAGUCCUCCAUGUUGGUUAUGAGAUGAUUGAGCAGGCACUUGGUACUGGAAAUGUACAUAUCCCUGAAUGUCAACCUGAAAUGACAUGGAAACGCAUGGAGUUCUCUGUCAUGUUGGAGCACGUGCAGGCUCAUGUUGCACCAACUGAUGUUGACCCAGGGGCUGGAUUGCAGUGGCUUCCAAAAAUUCUUAGAAGCUCUCCAAAAGUAAAACGUACUGGUGCUUUACUUGAAAGGGUUUUUAUGCCCUGUGAUAUGUAUGUUCGAUACACAAGGCACAAAGGUGGGACUCCUGAACUAAAGGUGAAGCCUUUAAAGGAGCUCAUUUUCAAUUCUCAUAAUAUAACAGCAACAAUGACAUCUCGGCAGUUUCAGGUCAUGCUGGAUGUGUUGACCAAUCUUCUUUUUGCACGGCUUCCAAAGCCUCGAAAAAGUAGUCUAUCAUUGCCUACUGAAGAUGAUGAUGAUGUUGAAGAGGAGGCAGAUGAGAUGGUUCCAGAUGGUGUCGAAGAAGUAGAACUUGCAAAAAUCAACCUUGAAAAGACAGAGCAAGAGCAGAAGUUGCUUCUUGAUGACAUUAGGAAAUUGUCUCUCAGGUGUAGUACAUCCAGUGACCUAUAUCCAGAAAAGGAAGCUGAUUUGUGGAUGAUAACUGGAGGAAGAUCUACCUUGGUGCAAGGUCUAAAGAGAGAUCUUGUAAAUGCACAAAAAUCAAGGAAGGCAGCAUCUGCGUCAUUAAGAAUGGCACUGCAGAAAGCUGCUCAGUUACGAUUGAUGGAGAAGGAAAAGAACAAAAGUCCCUCAUAUGCCAUGCGUAUUUCUUUGCAAAUUAACAAAGUUGUUUGGAGCAUGCUUGUAGAUGGUAAAGCUUUUGCUGAAGCUGAGAUUAAUGACAUGAUUUAUGACUUUGACCGGGAUUACAAAGAUGUUGGUGUUGCUCAGUUCACAACAAAAUUUUUUGUUGUCAGGAACUGCGUGACUAAUGCCAAGUCUGCUAUGCUUUUAUCUGCAUGGAACCCUCCGCCCGAAUGGGGAAGAAACUUCAUGCUUCGUGUAGAUGCAAAGCAGGGAGCUCCAAGAGAUGGGAACUCUCCACUUGAACUUUUCCAGGUAGAGAUUUAUCCCCUUAAGAUCCAUUUAACGGAGAUGAUGUAUAGAAUGAUGUGGGAAUAUUUCUUCCCUGAAGAAGAGCAAGAUUCACAGCGGCGGCAGGAAGCAUGGAAGGUUUCAACGACUGCUGGUUCAAAACGUGUAAAGAAAGGCUCAUCAAUCCUUGAAGCCUCUGCAUCAAGUAGUCAUUCAGCAAAAGAGUCUGACAUUGCAUCCAAAUCAAGUGCCUCUGCCCCUGUUACCAAUCAACCUUCUGUCCAUGCUGAUUCUGCUCAAGCAUCAAAGUUGCAAAACAUAAAAGAAAAUUCUACUAGUGGUUCAACCUCAGAAUUAAGAAGAACAUCAUCCUUUGAUAGAUCAUGGGAGGAGACUGUUGCAGAAUCUGUAGCUAAUGAACUUAUCUUACAGAGCAUUUCUUCCUCAAAAAAUGGGCCACUUGGUUCUGUUGACCAACCAGAUGAAUCCUCUAAAAAUAAGUUGAAAGAGUCCAAAGCUAUCAAAUCUGGUCGAUCCUCUCAUGAGGAGAAAAAGUUAGUGAAGUCUCAAGAAGAGAAAAGAUCUAGACCUCGGAAAAUGAUGGAGUUCCACAAUAUCAAGAUAAGUCAGGUUGAGCUAUUGGUUACCUAUGAGGGAUCAAGGUUUGUUGUAAAUGAUCUGAAGUUGCUUAUGGAUACAUUUCAUCGUGUUGAGUUCACUGGAACUUGGCGGAGACUGUUCUCACGAGUUAAGAAGCAUAUUAUCUGGGGAGUCCUGAAGUCUGUCACGGGAAUGCAGGGUAAGAAGUUCAAAGACAAAGUACACAGUCAAAGGGAAUCCAGUGGAACUGGUGUUCCUGAUAGUGACCUAAAUUUCAGUGACAAUGAAGGAGGUCAGGCAGGGAAGUCUGAUCAGCAUCCAAUUUCCUGGAUUAAGCGUCCAAGUGAUGGAGCAGGUGAUGGAUUUGUCACUUCCAUCAGGGGACUUUUCAAUACUCAACGUCGCAAGGCCAAGGCAUUUGUGUUGCGGACUAUGAGGGGUGAUGCAGAGAAUGAUUUCCAAAAUGAUUGGAGUGAGAGUGAUACAGAGUUUUCUCCCUUUGCUAGGCAGCUCACCAUAACCAAAGCUAGGAGGCUUAUUAGGCGGCAUACAAAGAAGUUCCGCUCAAGACAAAAAGGUUCAUCCUCCCAACAGAAGGACUCACUUCCAUCAUCACCAAGGGAGACCACUCCAUAUGAGAGUGAUUCUUCUAGUGGAUCCUCGCCUUAUGAGGAUUUUCAUGAAUAGAAGCAUCUCUAUAGUCGGGAUUUGUCGAAGGCCUUUAAGGAGUACACAUCGCAGGGUCCAUCAGUACCUACUCAAUUGAGGGGGUACAGAAAUUGAGCAAUUGUAGUUUGUUUGGCUUUUUGAGCACCCUGGAUGAAGGGCUUGAGAGAUUCAUCCUGCCACAUUAUCUUCAAAUAUAAUGCCAGAUGGGGGACACCAAGAAUGGACGAGAUGAAUAUGUGCCUUUAGGGAUAUCAAAGUUAUCAACUAGAAACAUAAUGGCUGGAGCCUACAUUCAACAGUGAUUCACUGCAAGGACCCGAGUCGAACACGCCUGCAGCUUAGUCCAAGAUCCUAAACUCUCUUGGCCCAAGGGAAGAAAUAAUCCCUUUGCCUCAAGGGGGUGUCUAUUUGUAUAUUUUUGUAGCUUACGUAAAGGGGGAGAAUAGUCUCCAAAAUUUUUGAGUUACCACAAUUUUGUUAUUUUGUACAUACAUUAAAAUAUAUUUUACCCAAUAGAAAUAAAGUUAUAUUUCCUUC